Messenger RNA from Coccinella septempunctata (seven-spotted ladybird), 1222 nucleotides. Its product is annotated as rRNA methyltransferase 3, mitochondrial. Gene Ontology annotation, molecular function: RNA binding; RNA methyltransferase activity. The record is from RefSeq and is a predicted model, not a curated record. NCBI's taxonomy places the organism in Eukaryota, Metazoa, Arthropoda, Insecta, Coleoptera, Coccinellidae. The transcript is spliced from 4 exons. Gene Ontology annotation, biological process: RNA processing. The coding region runs from base 47 to 1219 and encodes 390 amino acids.
AUACACCACUACACUAGGCCAGGCAUAUUUCAAUUUUAAAAUAAAAAUGUUUAUUUUCAAGUUGGUCGUUAGUGAAAAUGUUCAAAAACUCGCUAAUUUCCAACAAAUACGAUAUAUGCCAAGGUGGUCAAGUAGAACACCUAAAAGAGUGUAUUAUCCUGAAGAAAUGGAAAAAGAUGUUGAGAUGGAAUUAAUUCCUAGCAAAGAUAAAAAGGAACCACCACAAAAGUCUGAUUAUCCCAUUAGUUUUAGUUUCAACUCCAAACAAAUGAAAUCUGAACAAAGAAUGCCUACCCUACGAAAAAUGAAGAAACAAAAAGAAUCCACAACGGAUAUGUUAGAAACCAUAAUAGAUGGUGAUGGUAAUAUUAUAUUCACGAAAAUGAAAGAUAAUGACCCCAGGGUUGCGAGGGUGCUAUCAAAUUUGAAGUCAGCAAAAUCUCUUAAAAAACAAGAAUCUUUCCUUGUGGAAGGGAAAAGACUCAUAAGUGAAGCUCUCAAAUCCGGUUGUAAAUUGCAAUAUAUAUUGUUCAGUAGAAAAGAUGAUGUCGAUGAAAUAAAACCUGAUUUGCCUAAAUUAGGUGCUCAACUCUAUAAAAUGCCAUAUAAUGAAAUGCAGAUGUGGUCAGAGUUGACAACUAGUCCAGGAAUAAUGGGAGUGUUCAAAAUACCUGAUGUGGGGGAAACUAAAUACUCUCUACCUGUGAAUAUUAUUUGUGAUAAUAUACGGGAACCUGGAAAUCUAGGCUCCAUUUUGAGAACAUGUGCAGCAGUAGGAUGUAAAAGUGUCAUUUUAACCAAAGGUUGUUGUGAUGUCUGGAAUAGCAAAGUAUUGAGAGGAGCAAUGGGGGCCCAUUUCAAAAUAAAAAUCGAAAAAUUGGACUGGAAAGAGAUAGAACAAAAUGUAAACACCACCUCUUGGUUUAUAGCAGACAAUAGUUUAGUAAAAACAUCUAAAAACUCAUCUAUGAUCUUGGAUACAAUAAACGAGAUUCCUAUGGAAGCCUAUGAUGAGCUAAAAUACAUAGGCACGCAAGAAAUGUCCUUGAUUAUUGGGGGUGAAACUGAAGGAGUAAGCCAAGAGGCUUAUUCUCUUGUGCAUUCUAAAGGUGGCUUAAGAAUAAACAUACCGUUGGGAAAUAAUGUUGAAAGUUUGAAUAGCAGUACUGCCUUGGGUGUGUUAUUAUUUGAAAUGAGGAGACAAAUAAAGACUUCAUGAUAA